Molecule: messenger RNA, 3955 nt
Organism: Boleophthalmus pectinirostris (great blue-spotted mudskipper)
Lineage: Eukaryota; Metazoa; Chordata; Actinopteri; Gobiiformes; Gobiidae
Gene: abcd3a
Product: ATP-binding cassette, sub-family D (ALD), member 3a
Exons: 23
Coding region: 134-2107 (657 amino acids)
Biological process (GO): long-chain fatty acid import into peroxisome; very long-chain fatty acid catabolic process; fatty acid beta-oxidation
Cellular component (GO): peroxisome; peroxisomal membrane
Molecular function (GO): ATP hydrolysis activity; long-chain fatty acid transmembrane transporter activity; ABC-type transporter activity
Source: RefSeq, a predicted model, not a curated record
CCCUGUCCGCUUCGCUCCGCUCUGCCCUCGGUAUAGAGCACUGACCGGCCGCGCUCCGCGUCGCGUCGCUCCGCUCCGUGUCCGCUCCGGCACAGCGCAGAGCACUCACCGGCGGAUCGGUCGUGUCGCGAACAUGGCGGCUAUCAGUAAAUAUCUGACAGCUAAAAACUCUUCCAUAGGAGCCGGGGUUCUGUUUGUUUUGUACUUGCUCAGACAGAGGAGACGGGCGACCAGACGGCACAGACAAGGGUCCACAGAGCUCCUCCUGAGCGCAGAGAAAGAUGUGCGUAAGGACAAGGCCGUCGUGGACAGAGUGUUCUUCCUCAGGAUACUGCGGAUUCUGCGGAUCAUGGUACCCAGGCUCUUCUGCAUGGAGACUGGGUAUCUGAUCCUCAUCGCUGCCAUGCUGGUGGCCCGCACAUACUGUGACGUGUGGAUGAUCCAGAACGGGACCAUGAUAGAAAGUGCAAUUAUUGGCCGCUCCACGAGAGACUUCAAGAGCUUCCUCUUCAGCUUCAUCAAGUUCAUGCCGGUGAUCGCCUUAGUGAACAACUUUCUGAAACUGGGCCUGAAUGAGCUAAAGCUGCGAUUCAGGGAGAGACUCACCAAGAACCUGUACGACCAGUACCUUCAAGGGUACACUUACUACAAAAUGGGAAACCUGGACAACCGGAUCGCAAAUGCCGACCAGCUGCUCACACAGGAUGUGGAGAAGUUCUGCAACAGUGUGGUGGACCUCUACUCCAACCUCAGCAAGCCGCUGUUGGACAUUGGCCUGUACAUUUUCAAACUCACAAGUGCCAUUGGAGCUCAGGGCCCUGCGAUCAUGAUGGCCUACCUACUGGUGUCAGGCCUGUUCCUCACCAGGCUCAGGAGACCCAUAGGAAAGAUGACCGUGACAGAGCAGAGGUAUGAGGGAGAGUACCGCUAUGUCAACUCCCGCCUUAUCACCAACAGUGAGGAGAUCGCUUUCUACAAUGGGAACAUAAGGGAGAAGCAGACCAUCCACAGCACCUUCAAGAAGCUGGUGGACCACUUACACGCCUUCAUCUUCUUCCGCUUCUCCAUGGGCUUUGUGGACAGCAUCAUUGCCAAAUACAUAGCCACAGUGGUGGGGUACCUGGUGGUGAGUCGACCCUUCCUGAACUUAUCGGACCCUCGGCACCUGCACAGCACGCACUCUGAGCUGCUGGAGGACUACUACCAGAGUGGGCGCAUGCUGCUUCGGAUGUCCCAGGCCCUGGGCAGAAUUGUCCUGGCAGGCAGAGAGAUGACCCGUCUCUCUGGGUUCACCGCGCGCAUCACAGAGCUCAUGAAGGUGCUGAAGGAGCUGAAUGCUGGCAAAUACGAGCGCACCAUGGUCCAACAGGACAGAGAGUCUGACACCUCCCAGAAGAUAGCGUUGGUGCCAGGCAACGGCCGAGUCAUCAACCAGGACAACAUCAUCAAGUUUGAGCACACGCCGUUAGCCACGCCCAACGGAGACAUCCUCAUCAGAGACCUGUCCUUUGAGGUGCGGUCUGGGGCCAACGUGCUGGUGUGUGGACCAAACGGCUGUGGGAAGAGCUCCCUGUUCAGAGUGCUCGGAGAGUUGUGGCCUUUGUUUGGAGGAGAGCUGACCAAACCAGAGAGAGGAAAGCUCUUCUAUGUCCCACAGAGACCGUACAUGACGCUGGGAUCACUGAGGGACCAGGUCAUAUAUCCUGACACACAGGAGCAGCAGAGGAGGAAGGGCAUCUCAGACCAGGUUCUGAAGCAGUACCUGGACAACGUGCAGCUGGGGCACAUCCUGGACAGAGAGGGCAGCUGGGACUCUGUGCAGGACUGGAUGGACGUGCUGAGUGGAGGAGAGAAGCAGAGGAUGGCUAUGGCCCGGCUUUUCUAUCACAAGCCUCAGUUUGCUAUUCUGGAUGAGUGCACCAGUGCUGUGAGUGUGGACGUGGAGGACUUCAUCUACAGCCACUGUCGCACGGUGGGCAUCACCCUGUUCACAGUGUCCCACAGAAAGUCUCUGUGGAAGCACCACGAGUACUACCUCCACAUGGACGGCAGAGGGAACUACGAGUUCAAGCCCAUCACGGAGGAGACGGUGGAGUUUGGCUCUUAACCCUGUCCCCUGCUCUGGUCCAGUCCGCUGCUUUGCACUCACAUGUGGACAAUAAACACGUCCUUUUAAUCAGCUCUCCUUCAGUCUCUCACCGCGCUGAGGGCUAGUCCAACAUUACCUGUGUCUGAUUCUGUUAGGCAGCGGCCUGUGUCUCUGCUGUCCACAGUCAGCAUCCACACUACUGCAGGUUUCCAUGGCAGUAUGGGAGGGCAUCAGGCAUGUGUCUCAGUGCUGCCUCCCACUGGGCUCAAAUGGCAUUAGCAAAACAAUGAGCUACAACAAUAAUUCUACCAGAUCAUUUUGACUAUUAGUUCAGUUAAAUAAUGUUUAUAAGGAAAUUUGUGUCAAACUACAGUAACUGGCAAGGAUCAAAAUGAGGCAAGAUGUGUAUGAAAUCAUCAUGUGUGGCCAUUUUACAUCAAGUGAUACUUGGCAGUGACAUGACGCUGGAGGAGUGGUCAGCUGGCACCGUAGCGACACCAUGCAGGCAUUAAGUUUUUCUAAACAACACAUUCAGUAGCCUGUGCUGUUUAUUAGUUUGUUUUUUUGAAAAAAAUUAUUGUUUGUAACUGUUGACUGUAAGUUAUUGGUGAAGCACUUUUUCAUCAGAUUGCAUUAAAACAAAGCUCAGAUUAAACAAAACGUCAGAGAAAGAAGUGCCUCUAGUUAGCUUUAACUCCCUCCUAUCCUCCAGGGAAUGUUGAUGAUAUCAUUUAAUAUCAAUUAUCAAUGAAUAUAUAUUGCUUCUGAACACUCAAAAGAUACUUUACAGAUCAUUCUUCAUUUCACUCUACACUCUGACCACCACCAUCACUCGCGCACACACCAUGUGGGUGAAGUGCUUUGCCUAAGGACACAACAACAGUUUUUUGCCCCCCUGUGAGACCUGAUUUUCCCAGUGGUCUCCCAUCCAAAUACUGACCAGGCUUGGCCCUGUUGAGCUUCUGAAAUGUGACGAGAUCAGACUUUUACAAGCUGGUAUGGCCACGUACCAGCUUUUAGGUUUUAGGUGUUUAGGUUCUAAGUGUUUCUUGGAGGUUGGGGAUUCACUCACUGACAAAACCCAACACAAUAAAUAAACAUAGUGGAACAAAAUGGUGAAAGUUCAGACACAGAAGGCACUUGUGCACAAAACUGGUGCCAAAUAGUAGUACUGUAUUCAUUUUACACUGUAUUUUUAUAUUUCAUGAUAUUUGAGGUGAGUGAAGUAUCUUGCACAAGAGCACAGUGGCAGUAUGCAGUGAUCCAAACUAGAGUCAAACCGCCAACCUCAGGAGUGGUUAUAGGUCUAAGCAGUGCCUCACUGCUGCUAGCGCCCCCUACUGCUGUGGAAACCUACCAGUCUCAUGAUGGACAAAAUGGAGGAAACUGGGUUGAAAUUAAUUUAUAGAAUGUUAUUGUAAUUUUGUAGGAUUACGAAUUGUUGAACAUAAAGUGUUCAAUCUGACCAAGCUCUGUUUGACAAAUGCCAAAAGAAAUCAGUGUUUGGAUUCACCCAACUUGCAAUUUUGUGAGAAUUAUUUGCCCGAUCAUGUUUCUUACAAAAUUGUGAUUUGUGAGUUUUAGAUUAUAACGGUUGUACUUUUUAACGCAGUACGUUUUAACCCACAAUGUCUCUCAUACACUCAUUAAAUAAUGUCAAAACUGUUGGUUAUUAGGGGUUAUUUGAAUGGAAGAUUCUAGAUUAGAAGUUUCAUGUUCUGUUUGUCAUGUAUGUUUAUGUAACUGUUAACACGAGUGGGACUAUGGGCUUGUGUGAAAUCUUCCACAGCAGACCUUGGCCAAAAUCAUGUGUUCAUAAUCCUGCUCUUCUGAUCAGACUGAAAUAAAAUACUACAUUUGACUACA